Molecule: messenger RNA, 2269 nt
Organism: Zerene cesonia (dogface butterfly)
Lineage: Eukaryota; Metazoa; Arthropoda; Insecta; Lepidoptera; Pieridae
Product: gremlin-1-like
Exons: 2
Coding region: 245-934 (229 amino acids)
Biological process (GO): animal organ morphogenesis
Molecular function (GO): BMP binding; receptor ligand activity
Source: RefSeq, a predicted model, not a curated record
UUAGUCCAUUGUCUAUACUUGUAAGCAGGUAACCGUAAGUCCAAACACGUGUGCAGUGUCGCAUCUGUGAAUGAAGCUGAUUGUAACGGCUCUAUGAUGAAGGAGCGGAGCGCUGUGUGAGUCAUCUCGUUCAUUGAGCAGUGGUCCAUUGAGGGGCGCUCAUUACCGCUCCAACGGCCGGUCCUGCGCACACGCACGCUGCGCUCCCAAUCGCGGACAAAUACACCGACGCACUACCUACGACAUGCUGCCUCUCAUCUCUCGAUACAACAUGGAGACGGUUUCCAAGUCGUGCAUUUGGCUCGUUGCAGCGGCUCUGUUAGCCGCUUGCGGCGUGAGUGCCGGCGUCGGCAGCAAGCGGCCCUUCACACCGACCGACUCGAUUUUGGACAUCAUCGACACCGAGCAAGUUGAGAAAAUGCUUGCCGCUCGACGACGAACUGAGGAAACCGCCGGUUCAUCUACUUACGUUCAGAGAAACGAACUCGGCGAAGGCAGCUCCGAAACUAUGGUCGUAUCUAUCCCUGAACAAGAGGAUACCACAGAGAUACCCAAGGGAGCGGCAUUUCGAAAUAUAUUGAAGUCCUCAAAAAACGCGUUGGUAGUAACGAAAAAAAAGUAUCUCAAAGAGGAUUGGUGUAAAACAGAACAGUUGGUACAAAAGAUUCGCGAACCGGGUUGUUUACAAGCAACAGUGUUGAACAAUUUCUGUUAUGGUCAGUGUAAUUCAUUUUAUAUUCCGAAAAGUCCGCGGCGUCGAGAGGAGAAUGAUGAGCGCCCUCCGCCCGCGUUCAAGUCAUGCUCAUUUUGUAAACCGAAAAAGUUUACCUGGAUCACUGUCACGCUUCGUUGCCCAGGACAGAACCCACCGUACAAACGGAAGCGUCUGCAAAAGAUCAAACAGUGCAAGUGUUUACCGGUCGGCGUGAACUGAUAGUUAAUGGACGUUUGACCCUCCACAACAGAGGCGGGCCUUCCGUCUAGGGCUAUCGCGUCCAAGAUGCGCCGAGCACGGGCAAUCGUCGGAGAGGAGCUCACAAGAAUCGAUAUUUCAAAUAUUGAUGGUGGCGUGUGGAGAUUUGUUAUGAUAUUGUUACCUGAUGUUUUGCUAAGUAAUUACUCGUAAAGAGCAAACAGGUAGCACAGUUCGGCAUUAUUCCGAUUGCGUGCUCGUAUACGUCAAUAGAGAUGACGUCAUUCGAUGCAUACAUGAGACGUUACGAUUUUGUAACACUGAUUGCAGGUCGUCAGGCAGAGCUUUAAUUGUCUGUAGUGAUACUGAUUAAUUGGACACUAUAAGACUUGUGACUGGUGACCUUGUGAGAGUUUAAGGAUAAUUAAUUAGUGCGAACGUAACAGUGGAAAAUCUGUGUUUUUUUGAGUUAAUUGGUUGGAAAUUGUUGCGCCAAAAAAACAAUGCGGAUCAUACGAUUACAACUGUUCAUGUGAUAUUAGUUUUAAGAUCUGUUGGAUAAUAUAAUAAAAAAUAGUGUAGUUUAAUCAGUUAUUUAUUGACGAAUGAUAAUACUUUUUGCAAAUGAAUUUGUAAGUGUAUAAGUGAUAGAAUAAAUUCAGCAUUGCUGAAAUUUAAGCAGAAUAUAUUACAUAUGAACGGCGCUCAAGUUCAAGAUAUAUAAUCUUAAGAUCCGUUUUCACAUAAAAAAAUAUUUACGUACAACAUUAUAGCAACGGCCAUAAAGAUAUUAAACAAUUGUAAAAGUUAUCUCAUUGAAUAUAUCUCCUUACAAACUUAACUAUCUGGAAAAUACAUUAUGGAGUGAUUUGAUUCAAUUUAAUUGUUGUUAUUAAUUAAAUUUCAAUUUAAAUUGCUGAUAAUUGAUAUUCCUCAUUUAAUUUUAUACACGAAACAUUAAAAUUAUUAAUGUCAUAAGUAACUUGCUAAACUCUUGUUUUAUGAUCAUUUGUCUUUAGUUAAAUCAUAUUGAAAGUAAUACUGUAUUCGAUCUAAAUGUCCAUAACUCUAGUUGUUUUACAAAUCAAUUCGAUCGGGAUUGUGGCUAAUAGAUUGUUAUGACUGUGAGUGGUAUUCUUGCCAAUUCAAAAGCCUACUGCCUACUCAUUUAUAUAACCUUGCAAAACCUAAUAUGUUCAAACGAAAUGUAUAGAAAAUAUAUCGUUACGUUCUUAAGAACAAGUGUAACAAAUGUAUAGUAAUCAAUUGAAUAUUUGAUAAAGACCGUAUUAAUUAAAUAUCGUGGACGAUGUUUUAUUGUUUUCAAGUUCUUAUGAAUAAAACCAGUGAAAUUUA